Molecule: messenger RNA, 1320 nt
Organism: Triplophysa dalaica
Lineage: Eukaryota; Metazoa; Chordata; Actinopteri; Cypriniformes; Nemacheilidae
Exons: 4
Coding region: 1-816 (271 amino acids)
Source: RefSeq, a predicted model, not a curated record
AUGUCGUCACCAGGAAAUGUUUUCAAAAUAACAGUCUGGUUGACUGGAGCGCUAAAAUCAGAGACGGCCAUGCUUGACACCGACGCUGAAUCGCAAGCCUCUGCAGAUGAUCUUGGCAGCAGAAUGUCGGAGCCCAAAAUUGCCCAGCAGUGGUCUUCAGAGGAAACAAGCGUGCUGCUUGCGAUAUGGUCAUCCACAGUGAUCCAGGAGCAAUUUCAGCACUACAAACGAAAGAAGAAAGUGUAUGAUCUGAUAAGCCAAAAGAUGGACGAUGCAGGCUUCAGUCGUUCAGCCUUACAAAUUGUAAACAAACUCAAAAAAAUUAAAAAAACUAAUGACAAUGCAAGUAAAACUACUAUUGAACAGAACAAUAAAAAAGCCAGGUAUGAUGUCAUGGAUGCUGUGCUGGAACACCACCUGACUGGGGCGUUGAAUUCAGCGACGGCAAUUCUUGAGAUAAAGACUGAAUCGUCAACGUCCUCUGAGGCCAAUAUUAACUGUUUCGCAGAAACUGAUGUGGUGCUGGACCAAGCCGAGUCGUCCUUCAGCCCUUCUCAGUCACAACCAAAAAGUUCUCCGAAAAGAACCAGAGUACGGAAAAUAGAUUCAAACCAGGAGCUACUGGAAUACUUAAAAGCAUCCGAUGAAUGCUUUAUGGAGCACGCCAGAGAACUUAAUACUGCUAUUCUUAAUAAAAUUGAUGAAGCUAAAAAUUCAAUGUUGGGACUACUGGAACGCAUGGUCGCAGUAAUGGAAGGACAGCCAGCAGGGAAACAAGCAAUGAAUAAAAAAUUAAACAAACCCUUUUGCAUUUAAAGUCAGAUUGAAAUCCAAAUGGACCCCCUUCAAACUACAUUCGUAAUACACUUUUUUUGUGCGGUGUUGCACAUUCAACAAAUCGCUUUGCCAACACUUCAAUGGUGUCACAAAAUGCAUUAUGGCAAAAUUGUUUGCUCCAGCUUUCUUUGAAUAUGUCUGCACACCAUGAAAAUCAAGCACCAUCUUCUGAAGAACAGCUGUGGAACAUAAUGGCAGUCAAUGAGGGCUCUAACCAAACCAGCUAUGUCCAAGUUCCAUGCCUGCACCCACCAUGGGCCAAAAUACAUGCAUUAUAUUAGGCACUAUAGGUUGUUUGACCUGAUUCUUCACCGAUUGCUCCUAGAAGGAUACGACAUACCUGAGCCCUGACUACCAGACAUUCUCAGUUCAGACUUUCAAAGCUUCAUCCUGAUGUAGUUUUUAAAAGAACACAUUUCUUUGACACACAUUUUUUGCGCAAGUAGACUUAACAUUACAUAUAUUAAACCAUAGGCAAGUUAA